AUGGCAUGGAACAAAUCAACAGACAUGAGCAGUAGUAAACUAAUUUUCCUCAAAGGAUCCGAAUACGAAGAGUGCGGAUUAGAGACGUUGUUGUAUUCGAAUGCGCACGUUCUAGGCAGGGGUACUUUCGGAACUACUUUCAAGGCUCAGCUUCCCGGCAAAGCUUUCGUUGCCGUCAAAAGAUUGAAAGGUGUUUGUUUGCCCGAGAUUGAUUUCGCUGCAAAGGUUAAAGAAUUGGCGAAAAUGGCGGCCGGUCACGACAACUUGCUUCCUCUUAAAGCGUAUUGCUGUCAUAUGAAUGAGAGACUUCUUCUACAUGACUACAAGCACCUCUCAAGCUUAGCUUCUGCUUUACAUGGUAGUGCAAUAAAGAUUCCUCUCAGUUGGGAAGAAAGGAGCAGCAUUGCUUACGGUAUCGCUCGUGGGAUUAGCUACCUUCACUCCCAACCCUCCAAUAUUUGUCACGGAAAUAUUAGGUCGUCAAACAUAUUCAUCUCCCACUAUAAUGACCGUCAUAGCGUACAAAUUUCCGAAUAUUGCAUGGCACAACUCGCCACACUAGACUCGAAAACGGCAAUUGCACAAGGAUACAGUGCGCCUGAGGUAACAAACUUAAAUACUGUUUCUCAUAAAUCUGAUGUUUACGCCUUUGGAGUGGUCCUGUUGGAACUGCUAACCGGUAAAGCGCCGUUAGUGAAUGACAAGGGGACUGAUUUGCCGAAAUGGGUGCGCUCGAUUUUCCAAGAAAAGCCCAUAAUUGAAGUGUUUGAUAGUGCACUGCAUGAGUACAAAGAGAGUUGGGUUGGAGAGCAAAUGGUUCGGUUGUUGCAAAUUGCAGUUUGUUGUACGUUUGAGUAUCAAUGUAAUAGGCCUUCCAUGGAUGGUGUAACAAACCGGAUAAGGGAAACUUGUAAUUUCAAACCAUGA
Erythranthe guttata (spotted monkey flower) is the source of this 927-nucleotide messenger RNA. RefSeq names its product putative inactive receptor kinase RLK902. Gene Ontology annotation, molecular function: ATP binding; protein kinase activity. The record is from RefSeq and is a predicted model, not a curated record. Lineage: Eukaryota; Viridiplantae; Streptophyta; Magnoliopsida; Lamiales; Phrymaceae. Gene Ontology annotation, biological process: protein phosphorylation.